UGCAUACGUAAGUAAAGCUUAAAGGCGACCUAGUGUGGACGUUUCGAGUCGAAGUCGAUGAUGAAGAAUGGUUUGGCACGACAUAGAGUGGACUAUUACAGUGCUCCUCGGCGUGUCUGUGGUGGUUGGCCCAAUGUUCGGCAGUGAGGUGGCGGUGUUGAUGCUAUUUGGUCUGGCUCUCCUCAACCUGCUCGUCCUGCUCGUGUUCGCCUCGCUCUACAUCUCCCGGGAUCUCUCCUUCACCAUCAGCGAGUUCCUCUUCUUCGUUCUGUGGUAUCCUAUCUCCUCCCUGUCCAGCCUGCCCUUCGACACGCUUAUUGACGGGCCCCAGCAGGAACAGGUCCGGCCCCCGAACCUCCACUGCGGAGUGUCCGUGUCCAUACGACAGGCCCUCUUCAUCCUGUCUCUGUUCGGACUCCACAAUGACCACGUGGUCCUGCUGUCGGUAUCGUGGUUCAUAGGCUUCCGACUGUUCCUGUCUUCUUUGGCGCACUCAGUGACUGUGUACGAAGAUCGAGCUUCAGGAAGUAAUGUCCCUCACUCUGAUCAACUGGGCAUGCGUCCGAGGAAUCUUCCCUUUAUUGCAGCCGAGUUGAUGUUCGCUAUAUUUUCGCUAGGGUUUUAUUACCGUUUGUAUUCGUUCUUUGAAAUCGCUGCAGCCAUGACGUACUUCAUCGUCUCGGACAAAAGACUCCAGAGGUUUAUUACAAAACAGAUGGCGCAGUGUCAGCUUGACUUCUUGGAAGGUCUCGAGAUUAACUAUUUUCUCGGCGUACUGAUUCUAAUCGACUGCGCGUUGUGCUGUGUGCUCUUCGCAUGCGCCAUGCGACGGGGGGACUACCUCAGCGUUAUCCUUAGUUACUCGAACGGUUUUAUCUCGCUGUUGGAGUUCCGCACGCGGGUCUGGAAAAGGAUCCAAACGGAACAGCAGACUCUGGAGGACUCGAGGCGAGCAUCAGCCGGCGAACUGGCCGAUCACAACGACAUCUGCCCGGUGUGCCUGUGCGUCAUGACGUCGGCGCGUGUGACGCGGUGUGGACACAUGUUUCACGGCAAGUGUCUCAGGCUGUCCCUCCACGCCAGCCCAGCGUGCCCGGUAUGUAAGGAGAAGCUGCCGGAAAGAAAAUCCGCUUCGGCUUUGCUUCUUUCAAACAUGACCUAGAUUGGCCGCGUUGUGGACAGUUGGUGAUGACUAUAAAAUGGCAAAUUUUGUUACUUGUAUUUCUUUUGAAUUCGGAUAUGCCUGUGUGUUUAUCUUUUGUGUUUGUGUGUAUAUGUUUUGUGCGUAUGUUUUAUGUGUACGUGUGUGUGUGUGUGUGUGUGUGUGUGUGUGUGUGUGUGUGUUCGCAGGUUGUAAACAGGAUGUGUGUGUGUGUGUGUGUGUGUGUGUGUGUGUGAUUGCACGAAUCUGGGUGUCCGUUUUCUUGCGCGAUCAAACGCACAUAUGUAUUUCUAUCUC
Gigantopelta aegis is the source of this 1459-nucleotide messenger RNA. RefSeq lists its product as uncharacterized. The record is from RefSeq and is a predicted model, not a curated record. The transcript has 2 exons. NCBI's taxonomy places the organism in Eukaryota, Metazoa, Mollusca, Gastropoda, Neomphalida, Peltospiridae. The coding region runs from base 68 to 1162 and encodes 364 amino acids.